GACGCACGUGUCAAGCGGGCUUUCGCAACUUCGCGCGAGUUAUAGUGCGUGCUUUUUAUUAAAUAAUAAAAGAAAAACAAUAUUAUUAUUAGUGGAAAUAUAAUAGUGAUUUAAUAACGUGAAGUGAUAAUACCUGAGGUGUUUCUCAAAGGAUUUUUGAAGUUGAUGUGUGCGUGUGGCGCGCGAGGUGCGCCGGCGCGGCAUGGACCCCCGGCAACUGCGGCUCUUGCUAUGGAAGGACUACCUCACCAGAAAGAGGAAACUGAUAACACUCGCUGGAGUAUUAUGGGCGACGGCUGUUAUGGUCGCCAUAUACAUAGUGCGUGCCAAUGUCGAUAAUAGAAACUAUCCCACAUGUCAAUUCCCUGCGCGUGCGCUGCCCAGUGCAGGCAUGCUGCCGUUCCUACAAUCGUUCAUCUGUAGCGUCAACAACGACUGCGAGGACCUCGACAAGUUUGACGAGAUACCCACCUACGAGAAUUCCAAAUUAACUCAGCUCCAGCGUCAAUUCUCGCCACUCCUGUACAACGAGUCAGUACUGGAGGUGGCAUCAUCAGUGCCUGAUGCCUUGAAGCUGCUGGCCACACUCGCGGACGUAGUCGAUGAACCCACCUUCAUCGACAUCAGCAAAAAUGGCCUGAAAGUGCGAGAUCUGUUCAGCAACCCAGCGCGGGUGAGGAGGCACCUGUCUUCACGCCUGGGUAUCAGUAAGGACGUUGCCAGCUCGGUGAUGGAGGCAGAUCUCAGCUUCCAGGGUAUCCUAAAGGGUGGAUUAAACAGAUGCAGCGCAACUUCAAUAUCACGGACGUUGACGAUACAAAAUGAGGAUAAUUUAAAGGCUUUAGUAGACAAAUUAUGCGCAUUAAAUGACGAUGAUGUUCAGAAAAUGAUCAUGGAGAUCAUUAUGGACGUCAACUUUAAUAAGUUUAUCAAAAUGUUGGGGAACAUGUACCAGAAGCUUACAGGCGACGAGAGAGUCACGUCACUGGCCGACACAGUCACAGCCGUGCUGAGGAUGACGAGGCUGCAAAGCUUCAUUCCUGCAGAGUUGGUGGGGAUCUUUCAGGAUGAUGUGGACUUCAGCUAUUUAGACCUGGAGUUAGUACAAAAAUUUGUUGGUCUCUUCAAACCUACUUUCGGAAACACAGAAUCUUACAAGUCGAUUGAAGACUUUGCCAAUAUAAUAGUAGUGGGUGUUAAGUACAUGAACAAAUUUUUCGCAAAACCCAAUGACGAUAUGAAUGUAAUGGAGAUUGAAAACAAAAAUGGAAAAGUUGAUAAAGAUUUGACAAAAGUGAAAGAAGCUGUUAGUAAUGCAGUUGCAGUCCUACAGGAAAGUACUGUUAAUGAUGAUUCAGUUGAUAUUUUCAAAGUAUUAUCACAAGUUACCAAAUUCAUUCACAAAUGGUUACCAGACAACCUAAAGCACGACGUUUUACUCUACUCAACGUUGCUGACUAAGCUUAUCGAAGGCGCUAAUAAAGUAAUUAGUAUUAAUAUGAAUAUAGAAGAGAGGGCCUAUAAUGUGUCCCUGAGGCAUCCAGAUGGCGUGAAAGUGUUAGUUGGAUUAUCGAGUGCGAUUAUAGCUAAAGGUUUUGAGGCAUUGGCAGAUGCUGAAAGAACACAGAUAAUGACAGCAAAGAUUGCGUCGCCAGGUCAGAUGUUCUGCGACUUGAACCGCCUGCAGGGUUUCUUCAGUAUAUCAAAGGAUGACGCCUCUUUGCUGAGAAGUCAACUUUGUACUGAUGCUUGGAAGAAUUAUGUUUUAGAUUUAGUUCAGUCAUUCGGAGUUUACGAAGUUAAAGAUAAUAUAAACGCAAUGGCUUCAAUUCUCAUCCAAGAGACGUUAGGAAAAGACGUUACUGACCAACUGUACAGCAUCGACUAUGAAUUCGAAGUUCUCAAGAACUUCACUCAAAGCCUGACGAGGAUGACGUCAGACUACCAUCAGGUCGUGGAUUGGAAGAGGAUCUUCAAUAUCAGCGAGGAUUCAAAGUUCAUGAAGACUGUCAGGAGCAAAGGACAUUUGGGGAAGCAGAUGUUGAUAGUCGUCCAUGGGGCGUUAGCAAAAGAAGUGGUGAAACAAAACGCCAUCCUUUCGUACAAGAUAAGUCCAGGACUCAUUGACACCACAACAUUGGUGAUCGCACUGAACAACCAACUGGAUUCCACGUCUCAAGAUCUUGUGAAGAUGGUCAGAGAUAUGUAUCCGGGUAUACUAGAGACUUUAGUGAGGACUGCCCUUAAUGAAGACAAGACUUACAAAUCUUUGUCUACCCACAGUCAAGAGAUUAUGUGCAAUGGCUUAAACAACGCUGUGGGCUACUUGGAGCUAGCAAAUAAUGUACCAAAAGAAGUCUUAGUACAAACAAUGUGUAACAUAUCUACAGCCAUAGAAGAAGGGUUGAAACGAGAAUCAAUAUUUGGUAAAGCUAUAGCAACUAUCCGCUCAGCCAAUCAUAAGGUAUUUGAUGACGUAAAGUGGACCGUUUUGAUUGGUGGAUUAAAGGAUUUAUACGUGAAAUUGAACAGAGACUACCCAUAUUUGUUUGAAUACGAUAGCUAUGGACUAAGUGACGAAAGGAGAACAGAAGUAGGACGGAUGGUUGAAGAUGCUAAGAGGUUAUGGUUUGGACACGAAAAUUUGGGAAAAAGUUUGCAUAUAGGAUUGAAGUUCGGCUUCAGACUGCUCGAUCUGAUGGACCGAGAUAUCUUCAACAUUACCAGCGAUGGUUGGCGGAAGAUGAAAUAUAGCCUCCAUACCGUCACAGGCCCACUUACAGUGGUCGACGAUUUCAUUGAGACUGUUGCUGCCAUAUACGAAGGCAGAAGCUACAUAUCGGAUCUCCCACCAACAACGGUAUCGGCACUGGAGCAAAUUGUACCAAAUAUACCAUUACUAUUGAUAGACGUUACUAACGUCAUAAUCACUAGCGAUACGGAGCUCGACCCGAUAAUCUCUGUCCUCAACGCGGAGCCUCCCUGGCCAUGUUCCUCCACCAGUCUCUCCGAGCUGAUGCUGCUCAAUGUUGGAUCAGUAGAAGCUGUCCAGGGCUUGGAGACGAUCUGGUGCAUGGACCAGAACUUUACUGAAGAAUGGAGAGAGUAUUUGACUGACAAGAACGUCACCUUAUUUGACUUAAAGAACUGGAAUACCACAGCUUACCCAGACCACGUCUUCUUAAAGUUCUCGUCAGCUUUGGACGGUCUGAUCAAAGAUGGACACCUUCUAAAGACCAUAGCAGACGACAUAAUCAACUAUAGUAACGCCUCCAAUGACGGUACCUGGGGUGACGCUUGGGACAAAAUUCAGGCGGUCUUUAGUAGAGAAGACAGGGAUAUUGUACUUGAAAACUUCUUCACGCGGCUGGACACAGCUCUAACAGCAAUCAAUGCAACUAUUCCACCCGGCGUUACGUCCCUUCACACCCUCUGGUCCCAGUACUUGUCUUGUGCUACUAGUAACACUUCAAGUAACCACGAUUCCUGCAAAGACAUCGCUAGAGCCACUUGGAAAAAGUCCAUUCAAUUUGCCGCCGUGAUGUUCAGAAAUGUCGCCCAGGAUCUGUUGAUUUACUUUACUGAAGUCAAUGAACCCAACGCAAACGCACUCCAAUUACUGGGAUUCACAAGAAACACAGCGUUGUAUCAAAUGUACCAGAAAGUGCCGGAUCUAAUUGGUGUACUGUUGAACUCGUAUUGGGACCACGGAUUUAUGAGUCAGAUCCGUCGAGCAUCUCUCUCUCAAUUCUGGGAUUGCGAGGCAGUACUCCAGGCCACAGUUCCACCUCCUGGCAGCAGCAUAGAUGCCAUCUUCUUGCGAAGAAUACAGCCUUACGUCUGCCCUUCAUUCCUGUACUGGAUAUCCUUGCCGCGAGGAGACAAUAAGCUGCUUGAUGUCAUCUCUAAACCUCAAUAUUACUUCUACACAUUGCCAGCCGAGAACCUAACAAGUGAAUACAAAGAUGCGUACUCCACGAUCAUAGACCUAAACAAAUUACUAACGGAUGUCGCUAAUAAAAAUCAAACAUUAAUUACCGAAGAAGACAUCAAAAUGAACAGCCUUCAGCAUAAACUAGAAACACUAGUAGACACUGUAAUAAACUACAAAAUAAAUGAAACAAGUGAUUCCUAUAGAAACUUCUACGAAAUCAACAGGAAAUACUUCACAUCUUCUGUUUAUUUAACCAGAAUAGUUUCUCUAACUAACAAACUGGCUGAAACUAUAGCGAAUCUAACAAUAAGUGAUGUUAACAUUGACAAUGAGGAUUAUAGACUUGAAGUCGAACGAGAUUUGAAUAUAUUGAAAAAGACCUUUAAAAGACGACCAGUUGACAUAAUAGCGCUACAUUUUGAUGUUAUAACUGACGUAAUUUGGAGAAACGAUAACAACUACACAUUAACAGAUGCAAUGGAGUCUACGUGUGAAGAUUUAAAGAAGAACGAUACGAGUAAAGUUAUUCUUGUAGAUAACAGCAGAGUGAAACUGCAAAUUUGUGCAAAAAAGUAUAAAGAUAUAUAUAAAGCUAUAGAACGUAAUGUGAUUGAUGAUUAUCAGAAUACAAGAGGCAGUCUGAUUAACAUGAUAAGAGUGUUGCAAAACGGUGACAGCAGCAAUGUUAGUGAUAUAUUCGAAUUUAUAAACCAAAGAAUGCAGCUAGUCACUUCUCUCCAGAGGUCAAUAAUGCAUUCAUACGAACUGGGCAUCCCCAUCUACCUGAAGUACCUACGGAGCAAUCUACGUCACUAUGACGUCAUCGCCACCUUCCUCGCCGGCGGGCAGUGGUGGGGGGAGCUGCGUGCUUUGUACAACGGACCGAGGGCCAACAAGUUCUUCAAUGCCGUGGAGAACAGUUUUGAAAUUACCGAAGAUGUUUUGAAGGGCUUAGAUGGAAUUCAUCUAAUCCGCCUUCUGCGUGAUAUCAACGUGAACAACUCCGAUGCGUUCUGUCAGUACAACAUCACUCUAUCCGACUACCUCCCUGACGUCACCGGCGCACUGUCAGACCUCAAGCGAGACCUCUGCCAGGAAGACAAGACUGACUUGUUUAUGGAAAUUCCACCGCUGCUUUUUGCUUCUCAAGGCUACGACAGCAUAUUCAAGCUAUCAAGAGACAUCAACUACACAGCGUUGAACCUUGAGCUAUCCAGAACAGAAGCCAACUUGGAGCUGAUCAGCGAAGGUCCUAAAGAACCUCAACGACCUCCUUGGGUCACAGAGGACAGACUCAGGAGUCUAAGAGAGGUCGGAGUGAAGCUGUUGUCUAAGGAAACCUUGACUAGAAUGUCCUUUGGAGUGCUCAGCAACAUCGUCGAUGGUGGAACUUUGUUCUUGAAUAACAGCCAUUGCACUUUGUGCUCGGUGUUGACCAGUUGGUUGAAGCAGCUGAAUCUCCAGGUGUUCAAGAAGCAAGAGUAUGACAACUUGAUGUGCCGCAUGCGUGACAUGUCGUUGAGCGAGGUCCAUCGCGCGCUGGUGAAUGACUUCCACUGGGAUAUGGCUAUUAGGGAGCUAAUCCUGACUCGAAACUACACCAAAUACGAGCUGAACAAAUCGUUGAACGAGUUCCUAGAGCUGGUGAAACUGCACUUGUUGGAUGACAUGCUGGCGGACUCCACCAAGCUGGCUGACUGUCUGGUGCGGAACGCUACAAGGAACGACUUUGGAAAUGUUACCCUAUUCAUCACAAUCCUAUCCCACACGGCUCGCCUGCUCCGUUCCGAAGCUCCUCACCUUCACGAGGUCGAAGGAAUCACCUCGCUACCAUACUUCGUGCAAUUAGAAGCACAAGUGGCCCCAAAUUUGGAUGUCAUCGUGCCUCUGAAGAAAUACCUAAUGAGCGGAGUGGAGAACGAGUUAGAGAAGAUUGUUGGAGAAGUUGGUAAAGAGAUUCUGGGUGGAGAAGUCAAUUUAAGAGUGGUACAACAAAAUUUGACCAUAAAUGAGUAUGUGACUCUUCGACAUCGUAACUGGGAUGAUGUUUGUAACACGACCAACUGCAAUGACAUAACGAAUGUAGUGCAGAAUUAUGUCAAUAGAACUUUGGUUGAUAUAGAUCUACCAUCUCUACAAAGCCAAGAAUACUGGCGGUUCUCCUUCGUCUCUCGGAUCUUGUACCACGUGGAGCAGCUGCUCGGCCAUGUGGGGCGCACGGCGAGCGUGUUCAGCAGGGUCGACUUGGCCGGGGUCAGCAGAGGUCAACUUGCCGCGUUGGUCGACUUCUUGAUGCAGAUCUUAGUGGAAGAUGUUACUAAUGAUGUUAUUUAUAGUAUCCAAGGCCUGGUGAAAGAACUGCACCCUCUGCUACAGAAUACAAGUUUAGAGGCCGACCUGCAAGCACUGAGCACUGGACUGGACGUACUGCGGCAGUUCAAGAACUAUCUUCUUGAGAAACAGAAUCUUAAAUUGGAGGUAUCGCAGCUGUUCGCCCAUCCUGACAUUGUGGAGGUGGGGCUCAGCCGGCUGGGCAUCAACAACACCAACUUCUGGUCCAUCGCCGCACCGCGGGUGCACGCGGGGCAUAUUGACUUGAAACCGAUCCUGUCAACAAAACAGCCAGACGCGCACAUAUCCAGCUUCGUGUGUCAAAUGGACGCGAUGUCCAGGGUGAUUAUACCGUCAAAUCUAGACGUGGUGACGGCAGAUGACGUAUACGCCGCGAUAGUCGAGCAGUUCUGUGGAAUACCCGACCAAGUUGCAAAGCAGGCGGUGGGGGUUCUGAUUGCAAAUCUCAACUUCAGUACUGUGAUGGAAAGGGUAACCAGUACGCUUCUGCCACUCCUGUACUCAGCAGCCAACCUGACGCAGUCGGAAGGGGCGGCAGUUCUGGAGAAGUAUCCACAGAUGGCAGCGCUGUUGCCGAUAGUCCGGGAUAGUGUGGGGGAUCUGGGUGAAACCAUAGCUGAAGAGCCACUCGUGCAGAGCCUCAGGGGCUCCAAUUCUGUUGGAGGACUUUUAGGAUCACCAGAGUUCCUGUCAAACGUGGGUCGCAUGAUGUGUGGGAAGCCCUUCCAGACAGACCAGCCCCGAUUCUACAAAGCCAUCGCCGAGAGCAAAGACUACUCCGAUCAACCGGACCAGGAGCAACUUGAUGUUCUGCCUACGGAUUUCUGUCGCAACCUCUACAAAGACAUCAUCCACAUGAACGGCGGUAAGAUUGUGUGGUCGUUCGUGAAACCGUUGAUCAUGGGGAAGAUCCUUUAUACGCCGAUAAAUCCUACCGUCGAGAGGAUCAUACAAAAGGCAAACUCUACAUUCUCCCACAUGAUAAAACUCACCAGUCUGGUCCAUUCCUUCGCCAAAUCCUUCUCUUCUCUGGACGACCUGUCUCUCCAUCGCGAGGGUAUUGCGGCGCUGCAGAGACUUAUCUCGUCGCCGAGCUUCAGUGACCUGAAGACUAUGAUCAUUGGGGACGGCGAGGUGCCCAAUGUUGAUGUUGACGGACUCUUUGGCGAGUUUGGAGACUUGCAGGGUAUUGGCAGCCUCCUACAGAAAGGCUCGUCCCUGCUGCAGUGCAUCAACCUGAACCGGUUCCGGGCCGUGCCUGAUGAGUACCAGCUCACUCACGAGGCUGUCACGCUCAGCAGGGUCAACGAGUUCUCAGCAGGGCUGGUCUUCCUCAACAGUGACAGAAACAACAACCUGAAGAAUGUAGAAUAUAAAAUACGAAUGGACAUAGAAAACGCACCCACUACAGCUAGAAUGAAGAAUUACCUAUGGAUACCAGGACCGGAAUCCUCAUUCAUCGAGCAUAUGCGUUACUUCCGCGGCUUCAUCCAGAUUCAGGAUCUUGUAGACAGCGCGAUCAUACAGCUAUCUCGCUCUAACAAUACCAGGCAGAAGCGGGAGAUAAAAACGGAAGAUAAGUGGAAUGUCUAUACGCAACAGGAACCUUAUCCGUGCUAUAGGAGGGACUUCUUCCAAACGUCCCUGUACGAGUCCCAGGCGCUGAUGGUGGCAUUCUUCUUCUCGCUGCUGUUCACCGUCGCGUCCACCGUCCGGUUCAUAGUGGCUGAUAAAGAAAGUGGCAACACUAUGCUCAUGUCAGUAAUGGGCGUAGACCUGACCAACCACACUUUGUCGUGGUUCCUGUCGUCGCUUGCAGAAAUGCUGGUGACUAUCGCCUGCAUCACCAUCGUGUUGUACGCUGGUGGGAUCCUCCCACACACCGACCCCACGCUCGUGUUCGCGCUGCUGGUUGUUUUUGGGAUCUCUGUACUUUCUUUUUGCUACAUGAUGUCGAAGCUGUUCAGCUCGGCGAGUCUGGCAGCAGUAUGCUCGGCCAUUGCGUACCUGAUCAGCUUCAUGCCGUUCGUGCUCAUCCUAUCGCUGGAAGCUGUGUUGUCCAGUGCUCUCAAACUUAUUGUGUGCCUGUCAAUGUCAACAUCGAUCUGCUACGCGUUCCUGAACAUAACGCGAGCGGAAGCGCGCGGCGCGGGCGCAGCGUGGAGCGAUGUGUGGCGCGCGGAUGCAGGGGACCUCAGUAUCGGGGCCGCUACAGCCAUGGCGGUGGUGGAUGCUGUAGUCUAUCUGAUUGUGGGGUGGCUGCUUGAUAGGUUCUUUGGCCCCAAAACUCUUCAAAGCAGCAUAACCAACUGCGCGACUUCCGGAGAGAAGGCGGGCGUGAGCAUCGUUAACGUGAGCAAGAUAUACGGAGCAGGAAAAAGGCAGAAGCUAGCCCUGGACAACGUCUCCAUAGAGCUGCACAAAGGACAGGUCACAACCCUUCUUGGGCACAAUGGCGCAGGGAAAACUACGCUUAUCAACAUCCUAACGGGCAUGACGAAACCAAGUCGUGGCCACGUGAUAGUCCGUUCAGAGCAGUCGGCGGGCACGCGUGCUGGAGUGUGUCCACAACGAGACGUGUUGUUUGAUAGCCUGACAGCUGCUGAACAUGUGGCUUUGUAUGCUCAACUGAAGUCUGGACUACCACUUGAGAUGCUCCAGGAUGAAGUUGACAACAUGCUCCAAGUGUUAUCACUCGGACCGGUGGCGCACGAGCCAGUGUGCCGUCUAUCUGGAGGGACGCGGAGGCGGCUGUGUGUAGCGCUGGCCUUUGUUGCGAAGCCUCACCUCGUGUCGCUGGAUGAGCCCACUGCUGGGGUUGACCCUGCUGCUAGGAGGGACAUCUGGUCAAUGAUUGUGAAGCUUCGGGAAGAUCGCACGAUUUUACUGACCACACAUCACUUGGACGAAGCCGAACUACUCAGUGACCAGAUUGUCAUCAUGCAUAAGGGUCAAGUCCACACGACGGGCUCACCGAUAGAGAUAAAGCGUAGUCUAGGCAACGGUUACAAGUUAUCCGUGACGUAUGAGCAGUGCUCGACGUGGGUGGAGCACGACACUUGCAUCGAGGAGAAGAGCAAGCAGCUGCUGGCCGUGGUGCGCGGUGACGUAACCAACGCGGCGCUCGUCGACGUCACCGGCCGGGACGUUGAGAUCACGCUGCCGUUCUUUGAUGCCAACGGACUCAACAAUGACUUCCUGCGUGUCUGCACGACUCUGGAGGAUCGGCAGGAGCAGCUAGGGUUCAGCAGCUACGUGCUGGACUGCAGCAGCCUGGAGCAGGUGUUCUUCAACAUCUGCCACCAGGCUGACGCGCCGCAGCAUAAUGCUAUCGAAUAUGAUCCAGAUCUACCAUCGAAGAGUGCAUCAACGUCGAGUGUGCGCAGUGACCACACGCCGCUGGUGCCGGCGGACGGUCCCCUGAGGGGCACAUCCUGCCAACAGUUCUUUGCCCUGCUACAUUCCAGAUACACACAUUAUCUCAGAAAUAGAUGGCUCCUCUUCCUCCUGAUCGUGCUGCCUUCCCUGUUUGUGGCGACAGCGAUGGGCUUCUCAAUGAUCCGCCCGCCGGCCGACAACGAAGUGUCCUUGAGACUGACUCCCAGCCUAUACCCGGACACUACAGAGUAUCUUGUAUCGCAGCCAUCUAUAUAUUCGGAUAUCGAUCCAGGCUUCGCUCAGCAUAUUCUUGACAGCCUACAGAUAGACAAGCAAUCAAGAACUUGGAAUACAAGGGACACUCCGAACUGCACCUGCACGGCGACGAAGCAAGUGUGCGAGGAUAGCAACCAUCCCAACCUUCCGCAGCUGAUGGUGGUACCCACCGUCAACGAGCUCAACCAGUGGCUUGUAGCUUCACACGAUCAAUAUAUCGAGAAGAGAUAUGGCGGCUUCAGCGCUGCUCUGAAAAACAAUAAGACGCACCUGAUCGCGUGGUACAACAACAAGGGCCAUCAUGCCAUGCCUAUGUACCUGAACGCUCUGAACUCCGCCAUAUUGAGGACUGUGACGGAAGAUACCACUGCCAACAUCACCGUGUACUCCCACCCGCUCAAGAUCUCCACAGAACAGCUUAGCAAGGACACCGUAUACCAGCACAUAGCGGACGCGGGCAUCUCAGCGUUAGUCCUGAUCGCCUACUGCCUAGUGAGCGCCGGCGCAGCCAUAUACCUGGUGGGCGCGCGGACCAGCCAGCAGAAACGUCUGCAGCUGCUGUGCGGAGUGUCACCGGCACUGUACUGGACCGCGGCUCUAGUGGCGGACAUGAUGGUGAUAGUAAUCAACAUGCUCAUCACAAUAAUAGUGUUCGAAGCGUUCGGGUUCCCAGUAUUUGUGGCUAGAAGUAACCUGCCGGCAAUAUGCCUGCUCAUUCUGUUAUAUGGAUACGCAUGCGGCUCGCUGGUGCACGUGUGUGAAAAGCUGUUCACGGAGCCAAGUCUCGCCAACAUGAUCCUGUUCUGCGGGAACUCCUUCGUGGGGCUCGCCGGUAUCACCCUGCUGCUCAUAUUGGACAUCAUAUCGGACUCUGAUGAAACGGACCACGCCCGCUGGGUCCUCCACAAGAUAUUCCUGCUGUGCCCGCAGUUUGUCCUCGCAGACGGCAUGUUGGAGAUUGCCAAGAAUACCAUACAGGCACAGGUACUAAACCGCUUCGGUAUGGACACGUACAAGGACCCUCUGACCACCGAGCUGAUCGCGUACCACUACAUCGCGCUCGCGGCCGUCGGGACUGCGCUGAUGUUGUUCAACCUGGCUAUUGAGUACGACUGCUUUGAAGCUAUACUGGCCAGAUUCCAUUCAGAGUCCAUUGAAGAGAGGUCAGGAGAGAUGGAGGAUUUAGAAGUGGCAGCGGAGAGGAAGCGGGUGCACGUCGCGCUGUACGAGGCAGAGAGACCGGUCCGACUGCCCACUAUUGGGAAUAUUAAUGCUGGUUUCGUAGACACGGAAGUCAAGAACAACUCGAUAAAGCGGUACGUGUCAACAGCGUGCGACGUCGCUCAGUGUGUGGAGCUGAGCAAGAGCUACCCAGCACGAGGGGGGCGAAGAGUGGCCGUCAGGGCACUCACCCUCGGCAUACCGCCCGGACAGUGCACAGCACUACUGGGUCAGAACGGCGCGGGCAAGUCAACGACAUUCUCCAUGUUGACCGGCGAGGUGCGGCCUAGCGCUGGGCAGAUAUACCUCAACGAGAAGCGGAUGACCUCGCGGCAGCUCUGCCAGGGACUCAUCAGUUAUUGUCCACAAAGUGACGCAAUAGACCCGCUCCUCACAGUUAAGGAGACCCUCAAAUUCUACUGCAGACUGCGCGGUAUUGAAGACCAAGAGGAGGUGAUAAAACGAGCAUUGGAGAUGUUCGACCUGACAAAAUACGCCGAUGUGCGCAACGUGACGCUGAGUGGCGGCAACAAGCGCAAGCUGUGCACCGCCAUCGCGUUCAUGGGCCGCACGCCACUCGUACUACUAGAUGAACCCACCAGCGGCAUGGACCCUGGGUCUCGUGUGUGCGUGUCCCGCGGUGUGCAGGUGUCCUGCGCCAGCGGGCGCGGAGUGCUGCUGUCGACGCACGCGCUCGAUGACGCGCGCCGCCUGUGCGCACGAGUGGCGCUUAUGCGUCGCGGAGAGCUGUGCGCUCUCGCGGGCUUGGAGCAAUGCUUGAAGCGGUUCGGCGGCGGCUACGUGGUGUCGUGCCGCAGCCGCGGCGCCGCGCGCGGCGUGUGGCGCGCGGUGCGUGCGCACGCGCCGCACGCCGCGCUGGCCGUGCUGCACCACGCCGCGCUGCACUUCCUCAUACCUCUGCACGCGACGGUGAACGAGAAGGAAGUGACGACGCGGCUGAGCGAUGUGUUUCGUAUGAUGGCGCAACUACAGGCGCUGUGCGACAUCGAAGACUUCACCGUCAACCAGAGCUCAUUAGACCAGAUGUUCCUGAGCUUCACAGAGAAAGGAGAAGAACUGGAACCUACAGAUCUGGAACCUCUCCCGUCAAUAACCAUCGCGGACGUACAGCAGAACCACGACGACCUGAACAGUAUUACCUCCCUUUAACAGAGAUGAUGUAUAACGGGUACUAAUCCUUCAAAUAAGAAGUACUAUGAAUUACUACUGUUUCAGAACUAUCGAGGUAGAUAAGGUCGUGUCAACUUGAAAGAGGAGUUUCCAGGCUACGUUCUCUAAAAUAAAUAUAGAUGGAGCUGUACAGAGGUACCUUCGUUUAAUCUUCUAAUUUCAUGGAUAACAGACAUAAUAUGCAUCUUUUAUCUUUGUUUGUGGGUAUAAAUGAUGACGCUUGUUAUUACACGCAGGCACAACACAUCUUCCACACUUUAUUAUUCUGAUCAAUAUAAAGAGAAGGAAUAUAGCAACAUAAUUCUAUACAUAAUGUGAUUAAAAUGUCAAACAACAAUUAUUU
This is a messenger RNA of Pectinophora gossypiella (pink bollworm), 12695 nucleotides long. RefSeq lists its product as uncharacterized. Gene Ontology annotation, biological process: transmembrane transport; lipid transport. The record is from RefSeq and is a predicted model, not a curated record. Bases 203 to 12331 code for a protein of 4042 amino acids. Lineage: Eukaryota; Metazoa; Arthropoda; Insecta; Lepidoptera; Gelechiidae. Gene Ontology annotation, cellular component: membrane; intracellular membrane-bounded organelle. Gene Ontology annotation, molecular function: ABC-type transporter activity; lipid carrier activity; ATP binding. The transcript is spliced from 70 exons.